CCGCCCUUUGAUUGACAGGCAAGAUGUCGGUGUGGAGCGAGGCAGGAGCGAAUGCAGCAGCCGUCACCCCCGGAGCCCGGCGGCGGCAGCAGCAGCAGCAGCAGCAGCAGCAGCAGCAGCAGCAGCGCGAGGAGGAGACAGCAGCCAGCCGCAGUCGCCGCCGCAGCCGCGGGAGCAAUGCAGACAGCAUCUUGAGGACGCGCUAAAGCACCCCAAACGGUGGACAAUGCCGUGUCACUGCAACUGGGAGGGGGGCAAAGCAGAUUUUUUUUGACAUAAAAGCCAGCCAGCCAAAAAUAUAUAAAUUUGCCCUUCACGGAGCCGGUGUGUAAAGAGUGAGCGCUGUUUUCCUUCGCCUCCUCCUCUCCUCCUCCUCUCCUCCCCCCCCUUCUCCUCUUUUUCCUCCUCCUCCUCCUCCUCCCCCUCCUCCCUAAGUGUACAGACAGCAUCACAUCACCUGGUUUGCUUCUGAGAAACAGCAUCUCUCCUUUUCAGGGACCAGAGACUCAGAGAGAGGAGACAUUCUAAUGGAGUCUGCUUGAUACCCCAAAAUAAAAUAAUAAAUUUUGGCUCUUGUCCCCUCCUCCCACCCCACCCCCUCAGCCCUGUGUGAGAUGUUGGGUUUCUUCUUCAUGAGACACUGUUGAGAAGUCGCAGUGGUUGGAGAGCGUAGGGGGUAGACUACCUCUACUCCCCCCCCCCUCUUUUUUCUCUCUGGGAGGAGGAGGAGGGGAAGGGGGCUUGCCGAGCAAGCGAUGGAUGAGGAAAACAUGACGAAAAGCGAGGAGCAGCAGCCUCUGAGUUUGCAAAAAGCCUUACAGCAGUGCGAGUUGGUCCAAAACAUGAUAGACCUGAGCAUCUCCAACCUGGAAGGGCUUAGGACCAAAUGUGCCACCUCCAACGACCUCACACAAAAAGAGAUCCGGACCCUGGAGAGCAAGCUGGUGAAAUACUUCAGCCGACAGCUGUCCUGCAAGAAGAAGGUGGCCCUGCAGGAACGCAACGCCGAGCUGGAUGGCUUCCCCCAGCUCCGGCACUGGUUCCGGAUCGUCGAUGUGCGCAAAGAAGUCCUAGAGGAAAUCACCCCUGGCCAGCUGAGUCUGGAGGACCUCUUGGAGAUGACAGAUGAGCAGGUGUGUGAGACCGUGGAGAAAUACGGAGCCAACCGGGAGGAGUGUGCCCGCCUCAAUGCCUCCCUCUCCUGCCUCCGCAACGUCCACAUGUCAGGAGGCAACCUUUCCAAACAAGACUGGACCAUCCAGUGGCCCACCACGGAGACGGGGAAGGAGAACAACCCCGUGUGCCCCCCGGAGCCCACGCCGUGGAUCCGCACCCACCUCUCCCAGAGCCCCAGGGUCCAGACCAAGUGCGUCCAGCACUACUGUCACGCCAGCCCCUCGCCCGGGGCCCCCGUGUACACCCAUGUGGACAGGCUUACCGUGGACCCCUACCCGGGCCUGUGCCCGCCACCGCCGCUGGAGUCAGGCCACCGUUCCCUGCCCCCGUCGCCCCGGCAGCGGCACGCAGUCCGCACCCCGCCGCGCACCCCUAAUAUCGUCACCACCGUGACCCCUCCCGGCACACCACCCAUGAGGAGGAAGAACAAGCUGAAGCCCCCGGGGACCCCGCCGCCCUCCUCCCGGAAACUGAUCCACUUGAUUCCAGGUUUCACCGCCCUGCAUCGGAGCAAGUCCCACGAAUUCCAGCUGGGUCACCGUGUAGACGAGGCCCACACGCCCAAAGCCAAGAAGAAAAGCAAGCCCUUGAACCUCAAGAUUCACAGCAGCGUGGGCAGCUGCGAGAACAUUCCAUCUCAGCAGCGCUCGCCGCUCCUGUCGGAGCGCUCUCUCCGCUCUUUCUUUGUGGGACAUGCACCUUUCCUGCCCUCCACCCCUCCCGUCCACACCGAGGCCAACUUCUCUGCAAACACACUGUCCGUGCCGCGCUGGUCCCCGCAGAUCCCUCGUAGAGACCUCGGCAACUCCAUUAAGCACAGGUUUUCCACCAAGUACUGGAUGUCUCAGACGUGCACAGUCUGUGGAAAAGGAAUGCUUUUUGGCCUCAAGUGUAAAAAUUGCAAGUUAAAGUGCCACAACAAAUGCACCAAAGAAGCCCCACCCUGUCAUCUCCUGAUCAUCCACAGAGGAGAUCCAGCAAGGUUGGUCCGGACAGAGUCCGUCCCGUGUGACAUCAACAACCCUCUACGAAAGCCACCCCGGUAUUCGGACCUGCACAUCAGCCAGACGCUCCCCAAAACCAACAAGAUCAGCAAGGACCACAUCCCUGUCCCUUACCAGCCGGACUCGAGCAGCAACCCCUCAUCCACGACAUCCUCCACGCCUUCCUCGCCAGCACCCCCCCUCCCUCCCAGUGCCACGCCGCCUUCUCCCCUGCACCCUUCCCCACAGUGCACAAGGCAGAAGAACUUCAACCUGCCAGCGUCCCACUACUACAAGUACAAACAGCAGUUCAUCUUCCCAGAUGUAGUGCCAGUGCCAGAGACGCCGACCCGGGCGCCCCAGGUCAUCCUGCAUCCGGUGACCUCGAAUCCAAUCUUGGAAGGAAAUCCAUUACUUCAAAUUGAACUGGAGCCAACCUCAGAGAAUGAAGAGGGCCACGACGAGGCCGAGGAGUCAGAGGACGAUUUUGAGGAGAUGAACCUGUCCCUGCUCUCAGCCCGGAGCUUCCCACGCAAGGCCAGCCAGACCAGCAUCUUCCUGCAGGAGUGGGACAUCCCUUUUGAGCAGCUGGAGAUUGGCGAGCUCAUUGGAAAGGGCCGCUUCGGGCAGGUGUAUCACGGCCGCUGGCAUGGCGAGGUGGCCAUCCGGCUGAUCGACAUCGAGAGGGAUAAUGAGGAACAGCUCAAGGCCUUCAAGCGGGAGGUGAUGGCCUACAGGCAGACGCGGCAUGAGAACGUGGUGCUCUUCAUGGGUGCCUGCAUGAGCCCACCCCACCUGGCCAUCAUCACCAGGUGUUCAAAAGACCCAAAGGAGUGCACCGAGCAGGGAACAGACCAAGUAUCUUCAAAGGCAAGGAAGGGGUCCCAGCCAUCUUCAGAAUUUCCGCAGCUGAGGCCCGUCCCUCCAAGCCUGUGUAAGGGACGGACUCUCUACUCUGUGGUGAGGGACGCCAAAAUCGUCUUGGAUGUCAACAAAACGAGGCAGAUUGCCCAAGAAAUUGUGAAGGGCAUGGGCUACCUGCACGCAAAGGGGAUCCUUCACAAGGACCUCAAGUCAAAGAAUGUCUUCUACGACAACGGGAAAGUGGUGAUCACAGACUUCGGGCUCUUCAGCAUUUCCGGGGUGCUGCAGGCCGGCAGGCGAGAGGAUAAACUCCGCAUCCAGAAUGGCUGGCUGUGCCACCUGGCACCAGAGAUCAUCCGCCAGCUGUCCCCCGACACAGAGGAGGACAAGCUCCCCUUCUCCAAGCACUCAGAUGUCUUUGCACUCGGCACAAUUUGGUAUGAACUCCACGCCAGGGAGUGGCCUUUCAAGACCCAACCAGCAGAGGCAAUCAUCUGGCAAAUGGGCACCGGCAUGAAACCCAACCUCAGCCAGAUCGGCAUGGGAAAAGAAAUCUCGGACAUUCUUCUCUUUUGCUGGGCCUUUGAACAAGAAGAAAGACCUACCUUCACUAAGCUCAUGGACAUGCUGGAGAAACUGCCAAAGCGAAACCGCCGCCUGUCUCACCCCGGACAUUUCUGGAAGUCUGCAGAGCUGUGACCGUUGGACAAAGGGACAGCACUCAGCUGCCUCAGCCCCCGAGCCACCUCUCCUUCCCCGCUCUGCCCUCUGCCAGCUCAGGAGGCCAGAGGCUCACCAUCAGAGGGUACCGACCCCGGCCGGCCUGGGAGCAGUGCAUGACCGAGGUCGGCAGCUUCCCCACUCCCCAGACCCAUGCCCUUUUGCCCGGGCAGGGUCGGGGACCCCUGAGCUAGGACUUACCAGGACCAGCCAGGGAGACGUGGAAUUGAUCCGUGAGGCCCCAGGGGCCACGUGGAGAAGAGAACUGGAGGCUGAAUGCAGAGCGCCCCUGGGCCACGGAGACGAGGGCACGAGGCCUACGCGGGCAGGCUCGCAGGACCGGUCUGUGUGUACAUGUGCGUCCCCGUGCACGAUGCCGUUCGCUCUAGGUCCCCUGGGACAAGCGAGAGCCAGGCCGCCCCGGCUCUGGAGCGCCCCUCUGCUGACUUGGUCCCUGGGUGGUGGGUUCCAGCUGUGCUGUCUGGAAAGAUGGGGUGGGGUGGGGAGCUAAGCACCAGCUUCGUGGAGGCCUUGGGGCCCAGACCUGGGCAGGGGGGCUAAACUGCUCCUGUGUAAACAUCUGUUCCCCCAGGCCUGUCAUGGGUUUCGGCCUCUUUGCAUAUAGCUCCGAAGUACACAGAACAGUCUUGUAUGUCUUUUGAGCUCUGGGUCUCUCUGGGGUGUGGUUCCCAUUUCUGCCGCCUUCGCCUGUUCUGGGAGAGCACCGUCCCUUUUGGCCUCCUUGCCCCCAUGCUUCCCCCUGCCAUUUGAAAAGCACAGUGGCUUCCUGGCCGAGAUGACUUCUGGGGACUCCUUGCAGCUUGCCUUCGCCCACGACACCCCCCUGAAGCCUGGGCCCUGAGAACUGGGGGUCUGGGGAGGAAGUUCUAGGACAUUCCUUCUCCCUCCUCCUGUUCUGGCAUCUACACCAGCUAAGUUUGUCCACCACGGCGAUGGACGUGGGUCCCUAAUAUAUGUAUGUUGGAUUUCAUGGCAUAUGCAUGGCAUCCUGUUUGCAAAGGAUCCCCCCUUUUCACCCUUAAUAAGUCCUGUUGGGGAGGCGGGGAAGGAGGCGGACGUUCAUUCUCAGCUCCAGCCUGGUGUGGAGCCCUGAGUGGUUUCCCCAUGAGAGGUCUGCCUGCGCUCUCUCAGGGCCCAUGCCUUCUAUCCCUCUCUGUUGCUCCCUCCUGGGCUGGUGGCUUUUCCCAGCCACUCGGGACCACGUGUUCUAUAGGAAGGAUCCAGGAAGCAGGUCGGGUGUGCAGAGUCCUGCUGGGGGCCUCGGUCCUAUGUUCUUAUGUUCCAUCCCUUACGAGGGUAUGUCUCCUGUUCCCAAAGACCCUCUGACCUGGCACCAAAAGGACAUCUGUCCCCCAGCAGGGCAGUGGCAGGGCAGCUGGCCAGCAGGCAGGAUACCCAGGGUCAGCCCAUAGCCUCUCCACACUCCCCGGGCACUUCCCAGGCUUGGUUUUCUUCUGGUCACUACCUUAUCCCGAUGGCCCCCUCUCAGAGAGGGGACCAAAGACUUCAAAAACCUUGCCUGAGUAUAGAUUCAACAUCCCACCUGAUGUAAGGGGUAUGUGCGGGUCUUCCCCACCUUGGGUGAUUUCCAGACUGGUUCAUGCUUGAGGGGCCAAGCCUGCUUCCAAACUGGGAAAAAUGAUGAGCUAGCCAUGCUUCCCGAGACCCUGGCCAAGGGGAAAACCAUGAGCCUCCCAGGGGGCCUUCCUGAAUGGACUCCCACCUGCAAAAGACCGGAGACUAAAGGCCCCCGUGUGGGCUGUUCCUAAGUGGAUGGUCCUCUUCUUGGGGCUUCUGUAUGUAACUCUGUGGCUCUUGGCUCAACAUUUGUGUAUCUUAGGGUCGUUUUAUACACACUGGCACAAAUCCCAGCAAGCCACUCGGCAGACCAACCCCAGACAUGGGUGUGAACCUGCCUGGGCUCUGCCCAGCGGCCCCUCCAAGGCCUGAAGUCCAACCCUGGCUUCUGUUUAAUCCAACCAGGACUUUGGGGUCUGUGCACCCCAGUCUUUGUCAUGGACCUGAGCGCAGGAAAGGAAAUGAGGAAGGGAGGAAGCGGGCAGGACGCAUCUACCCCGAAGCCAAAAUGCUCACCAGGACAGCAACUGGCUCCUUCUUUCUGCUCUCAUUUCCAGAAUUCAUUAACAUGGUCACCCAGAGCCUUUGGCAAGACCCUGCAGGGUCUCCAAAGACUGCUCUUUCCGUCUGUUCGUGACCACCAGCUUAAGAUUGAGGACAAUGUGUGAGGAAUCCAGGCAGAGACCCCAGCCUUCCCGGUUCCCUAGGACCUUCUCUGCUUAGCGAAACAGGGUUCCCUGGGCCUGUCCUGGGCCCCAAGUCACCUGAUCUUGAUUUCUCCCUCUUCUCCCACAGUCUUACCUUGCCCCCACCUUCCUCAGUCUCCACAGCAGCCAGGCUGCCCCAGGUUUCCAGCCCCUUCCUGCCGCCCCCCACCCCUCCUCCUGGCGACCACCUUGAAUUGUUUAGAGGGCAGUUUUAAUUUGCAGACAUUUCAAUUCAGUGGGAACCAAACCUCUGCUUUCCCUGCUGACCUCAAUCUUAUUCAUGAGUCAAGUAUUGGGAGGAGGUCAUAUUCAUUAAUCUUUUGCGAGGAAAGAAAAAGGGAGGUGUGUGUAUUUUUACAUCGUAAUUGCUUGACUCGUUCUGUAGAAUCCACACAACCAAGAGUUGUGUGUGUGCACCUGUGCUGGUCACAGCUGUGUGCAGGUGUCCCAUGCCCAGCCGUGAGCUGUUUAUCUCUGUGCCCUGCUUUGAGCAAACCGUGGUACCCACCAGCUUCCCAAGUACAUCGGUCCACAGAGUGAAGAUUCACAGGGAAGCCUUGACUUUGCCUUCUUUGAAGGGCUUCUGGAUUUGCACACUAAAUUCCAUCCAACUCCCCGGGCCAUGUGUAUUUCCUAAAAUGGGGACUCCUUUCUGGGGGAACCCCCUUGGCCAUAUGUGGGGAUAUCCCCAUGUCACCUUCCACAGCAUGAACUUGAAGACUCGAAGUCUUUACUUAAUUCUGUUUUGCCCUGGUUUUCCUUUUGCUGGUCAAAGAGAAAAAAAAUCCCAUCUUGCCACAAACCAUCCCCCUCUUUCUGGAUUCUUGAUCCAUAGAAACCUUGGACUGAUCUCUGAUGACUAGACUCUUGUAUCUAGGAUACCUGGUUCUGCCUCUUUCCCACCCCACCCCCUCAAAACCAGACUUUAUCACCUCCCAUGAUUAUUGUCCCCCCCACCGCCAGUGGCUGAUCAUCUCAGGAACGUGAACAAGGUGGCAUAUGCUCAGCCCAGGCCCAAUCCCUGUCUUGAGAAAUCUAGAACCAGGGUUGGCAAAUUAUGGCCCCGGGCCAACCCACCAAAUAGUUUUCACCUUCUCUAAUUGGGGAAAAACCAGAAGAAGAUUUCAUGAUGCAUCAAAACCCCAUAGAAUGCAAAUGUCAAUGACAGUCAACAAAAUUGUAUUGGCACGGGGCCACAGCCAUUCAUUUACAUAUGAACCAUGGUUUCUUCUGUGCUACAGCGCCACAGUUGACUACUGGUAACGGACACAGUGUGGCCCAUAAAGCUGAAAAUAUUUAUAACCUUGACCUUUACAGAAGACUUUUGCCAACCUCUGCCCUAGGGGACUGUCUUCCCGAAGAAGCAGCCAACUUGCAUAUGGCGCCCAAGAGAAGAACGGGAACCCGGCUGGGAGUUACAGGGGCAGAGAACCUGUUCCAGUGAGGGAAGAACUUUCUAACAGCUUGCCCCAAGAUGUAGUGGGCCGCCUGGGGAGGUAGAAAGCUCCCUGUCCCUGGAGAGGGAUGCGCAGACAUUGAGGCCACUUGGUAUACACGAUAAAGAGGGAAUUCAGGCUUUGGAGGAUAGAGGGACAGGUUCUAAGACUGUAUUGGGCCCAGCCUGCCAUAACAAAAUAUCUUAGAUGGGUGACUUCGGCAACAGAAAGUUCUCUCUCGCAGUUCUGGGGGCUGGAAGUCCAAGACCAAGGUAUCAGCAGGAAUGGUUUCUCCUAAGACCACCCUCCUUGGCUUUCAGCCUCUAGCUGUGUGCUCAUGUGGCCUUUUCUCUGAGCACGCACAUCCCCAGUGUGUCUCUCUUCUAGGACACCGGUCUGAUUGGGUGGGAGCCCAUCCUUACGACUUUUUCAUCUUAAUCACCUCUUUCAAGGCCGUACCUCCAAGCACAACCACCUUGGUGGUUAGGGCUUCGACAUAUGAAUUCAGGAACAUACGGUGAGGUGUGUGCUACGGUGGGGGGAGCGGUUCAGUCCCUAACAAAGACCCUUGAUAUUGCUAAGACCGUGAUGGUAGGGACCUUCUGGGCAAUGCUCCUAUUCCUGGCUCUCAUUCCCAUGCUGUUCUCAACCUGGAGUCCCCAGAUUUGCCCUCCCUGUCCUCACCCCCGCCAGCCUUCACCCAGCUGCCCCCCAAGGACUGGUCUCGUUCCAAAUAUUCCACCACCCAGGCCCCUCCUGACUGGGGCCGCCAUAACAAAGCCCACACACCAGGCAGCUUAAAAUGACUGUCAUGGAUUCUCUCACGGCUCUGGAGGCUGGAACCCUAAAAUCGAGGUGUCAGCAGGACCGCGCUCUGAUCCCCCCGCCCUGCAAGGGUGUCCCUUCCUGCCCUCCUCUUGUUAACUUCCGGUGGUUUGCUGGUCGACUUUAGCAUUCCUUGGCCCGCAGCUGGAUCCCUCCAUCGUCUGACUCCACCAUCACAUGGCCUUGCUGCGCAUCUGUCUCGCGUGGCUGUGUCGUAGAAGGACACCAUCCCGCUCAAGUUUGACCUCACCUUAACUCAUGAUACCCUCAACCACCCUGUUUCCAAGGAAGCUCACAUUCUGAGGUAACCAGGGCCUAGGACCUCAGCAUAUCUUUUUUUUUCUUUUUUUGGUGGCAGGGACACGAUUCAACCCUAACACCCUCUAAGGAGCUUUCUCCCAUGCCUUGACUGGUCACCUUGGUCCCUCCAUAGCAGACCCCCUAGGACAAAGGUCCCAGAAUCCCUGGGCCAUGAGGGUCAGGACACCGAGGUGGCUCUUCUCAAACCCGACACCUUCCUCCCUGGGUCCUGUAGUCCCGGACUUCGUCUCCACAGCUGAGGCCGGGUAGCGUGUCUGUUGUGGGGUGGUCACUUGACCACCGAAUGCACUCGUUUCAGCCCAGUCUGAAGGGGUUGCCGGCACGACAACCCCUUUAGUGGAUGCUCUUGCCCAGUGGCAAAGGAACAGACUGUGGCGAGCUGUGCACCUGCUGCGGCCUUUUUUGGCCAUGCCUGUGAAGGGAGGAUGUUUCGAGCAGGCUCAGGCGGAUGUGCCCCCUGGGCCCCAGUCGCCCCUAACCCCCCCACUGCGGCCUGCACCUACGCGCACCCACGAGGGAGUAGUCCUGACCUCGGAGGGGAAGGAGAGGCAAAUGCAGUCUGGGCUUCAGAACACGGGGACCCGGGGGCUUGAAGAUUCUCGUUCUUCCUGACUCUCCCCGCGUCGUGCCAGCUGGACCAUGAGCCUCUCCAGUCACUGCUCCUGACGAUCAACCCGAAUGAUUGGCUUCUGUCUUGAGGUCCUACCAGCCACGCCAUUCUCUAAUGAGGCAGAGCGUCAGUGGGAGGCCUUCACCCUGAGCGCCUCGACUCGCCUAUGUGCUAGCACCUGGCCUACUGCCUGGCACAUAGUAGACGCUACGGGAUGCAGAGAGGGAGAGUUGCUGGGUGAGAGCGAGGCACGGGCACAAGGAGCUAGAUGCCCUUCCUUGCAGGGACGGCAGAGCGGAUCCACAGACAGGGCCCGGCGCCGAUGGGAUUCCCACAGCCAGGCCCGUGCUGUGGAUCCCACAUCAUCCCAAGUGGAUCUGCCAGGUUCAAUGCACUUGACUCCUAGAGACCCAUUGAUCGGGUGUCCCAGGGCAUCUGGGCCCUGAGAGGCAAGAGUGGUGAUCCGUCUCUUGGAGCCUCAGUUCACUGAGUACUUACUAUGUCCCAGGCCACCUGAAUCCCCAAGACGGGACAGUCCUGGGAGCGAGGUACCAUUACCCACAUUCUGCAGGUGAAGAAACUGUGGGAAAUAGAUGGAAGCCAGCCUAUGAAGUGGUAGAGCCAACAUGUUAAACAGGAGUCUUUGGACUCAUGCGCGCCCAGCCUAACCCCAUCACCAUUGUGAGUGGCUUAUGCCCAGCUGCCCAUCGGGAUAUUACUGUACCAGCCUCUGACGUCAUGUGCAGCUUGUAACCGGGAGAGAGGGAGGGAAAACAGGAAGCGAUUGAAGGAAGGUACGGGAGAGGGUGGGGACCCUCGGGGGAGUUUGCACAGAAUCUCUCACUUGUGCUCCCAGAAUGACAGGCUGCCAGCGGCUGGGUCCCUGGGUCCCUGGGUUCCUGGGUUCCUGGGUCCCUCCAGCUUCCCUGCUGCGAGCAGCCUGUGCCAUCAGCCCGGCCCUCUGCCUCUCUUAUACUGGACAGUUUUGUGAUCCCCUGUCCCAAGAAACUCACCAGUGAGUGCCCCUCCCUCUCAGGGGUGGGAAAAGGUUCUCUUCCUGCUCAUUGGGAUCACACAGUCCCUUUCCUUAAUACCAAGAAUACGAAGGAUUCAUCUCUGUGGGGCUGAGAUGGCUGCUGUCCCACUGAGGACUGAGCUGGAGGAAAUGGGUUCUACCUGAAGUUUGCCUCAUCUAGGUUAUGGCCUAGCUUACCAAACAUGUUCCAUAGACCUUUGAUUUCACAGCAAACUAGAUGGAAAUAAUGCUGCAUUAUCAGAAGGGUCCCGGGACAAAUUUGCAUUGGAAAUGCUUGCGUAAAACAAGAUCAAAUUUAUUUCUUGGUUGCAGGACUUACCAGAGCAUUUAACCACACUACUGUAUGCUUGAAAUCUUUAAAAGGCUGAUAGCAGGCUGCUCUUCCCAAGCUCUCCCAGACUGGUUUCUGAAUCCAACAGGACUAACCUCUGUGAAUUUGCCUUGAUUACUUGCAUGGUACUUUGAGGGCGAAGGCCAGUGUGCUGGCCCACAGAAAAGAGCACCAGGAUUUACCAAGCACCUGUCUAAGAGUUGGCCUCCCCAGGGGCUGGUACUGUGAAUGAUGAACUGGAAGGUGAAUGAGAUGUAUCUGGGCAGAGAGACGAGGCUGGGGAUGGCCACUGGCCACCAGAUGUUCCUGUAUUUCCCUUCAAUGCUGGUGGGAAACGCUGAGUCCCAGAAAACUUUGCCCCUGUCACCUCACAUGCUCUGCCCAGGCCUGCUGAGGGCAGACCUCCAUUCCAUGCAUGUGGACGGCGGUUUCAUGCACAAGGAUGCACGGAGUAGAAAACUCUAGCUGAUUGUGUCUUUCACUGGAGGGGGCCGAAUUUGCUGUGUGCUGGGGACUGUCCCAACAUACCGUGGCUCGGAAACCAAUGUGGAAAUAUUAGAGGAUGUCCUGCCUUCAGCAAGGGGAGGAGGAGUGUCAGCUGGGUCUUCAGCAGAAUUUUUAUCUUCAACUAGGUUAUUGGGAUGAAUGUCUAGAAUGAUCUAGAAGGGUGAUCUAGCCCAAGGAGGGCAAACAUGUGCCAUUCCUGCCACUGCUGCUCCCUCCUAUACCCUUGGCAGACAUUACUAAUCAAUCACGGCAUGCCUUUCUGCUGAGCACAGAUACAGCCUUAGAGCAUCAGAGUAACCAUCCCUGAUCUCCUGCCACCUCUCCUUUUAGAGACAGAGCUCAGGCCCCGGGAAGAAGGUAAAGCCUCCCAGCCUUGGUCCUUUCUUAGACGCAGAGGUGGGUUUAGUACCGAGGCCUUGGAAGCUUCCAGAAGGGCAAUCAUUUGAAGUUUUGGCUGUAGCUGGUGACAGUCUGUAAGGCCCUUGCGGACGUUCAUUUUUGGUCAGGAAAUUUAGGAAAUGCAGAAAGAAAGAUUCUGUCAUUAAGACCCUGUAGUAUGAUCCUAUUGGGUGACCUGCCUGCUUGCGGAGAAAUCAUUUAUCUUCCAGGGAACUGCUUCUCCUCAAGGCCUGAAUGUUACCACCUACCACAUAACAGCUGGGCUGGAAGGCCCGGGGACCUUAAGGAAAUAUGGGGUGUGUGUGUGUGUGUGUGUGUGUGUGUGUGUGUGUGUGUGUGCAUGGUGCUAGGCAGGGGAGCAGGAAGUGCUGUGCUUGGAGCGGUUUGUCAAAGUUUCUGUGGUUCCAUACAGACAUCUCUGAAGUUAAGAGAUGUUGCAUAUAGAGGGGAGGAAGAGGAACCGACUCCAAUUGCUUUUGGUUUCUUCCCUGCAAGGAAGGCUCAAAAUCAAAUUGUCACCCCAGUGAAAUUCCCUGAGGUCCUAGUGGACCACCAGCUCUACUCCUGAGCUCCUGAAACGGCUGCGAUGGCUCGGUGGCUUGAGAGUGCUUUCCGCCCGCUCCCUCUUCAUUCCCUUCCUCCUCUUAUCCUCCACCACCACCACCCCCUGCUUGAUAGCAUCUCCCCCCGGACCGUGAGCCGAGGAGAAAGUUACACAAUAGUAGAGACGAGAAAAUAGCUGCCAUGUAUUUAGCUUAAAUUAGCUCAGAAGAAAGCCUCCCUCCCUCCAUUGAGCGGGCAGCAAUUGUUUAUGCCAACGUGCUAUUUGCAUCGUGCCUUCUUAGAUUUGAAAGUCUAAUGAUCAAAAACAAAUCUUAGUUUUUCUUUUCUCGACACUUAAAAAAAAAAAAAACAAAAA
Acinonyx jubatus (cheetah) is the source of this 12433-nucleotide messenger RNA. RefSeq names its product kinase suppressor of ras 2 (gene KSR2). Bases 756 to 3722 code for a protein of 988 amino acids. The record is from RefSeq and is a predicted model, not a curated record. Gene Ontology annotation, biological process: protein phosphorylation. Lineage: Eukaryota; Metazoa; Chordata; Mammalia; Carnivora; Felidae. Gene Ontology annotation, molecular function: ATP binding; protein kinase activity. The transcript is spliced from 21 exons.